AUGCCUGAACGGCUAGUCGUCGAGAACACGGGCGCUCUGCGCCGAAAAGACACCACCAAGGGUCCACCGCUGCGCAUCCUGUCGCUAGAUGGCGGUGGAGUGCGCGGCUACUCGAUGCUGAUCCUCCUGCAGGAGCUCAUGCACCGAACCUUUGUCGAGAUCGAAGGCCGAGCUCCCAAGCGAAACGAAAUCCCCAAGCCAUGCGAUCACUUUGACCUGAUCGCGGGCACCGGCACUGGCGGGCUGAUCGCCAUCAUGCUCGGUCGCCUGCGGCUCGACCUUGAAACAUGCAAGGAUGUCUACGUGCGCAUGACGAAGCGCGUCUUCGAAACCGACAAGACCAUCGCCGGCAUACCCUACCGCUCCACGCUGUUCAAGGCCUCGAAACUCGAAGAGGCCAUUCGCGAGUGUGUGCGCCAACACACGACGUACGAAGAGGAGGGCAACGAUGUGGCGUCCGCGUCAUCCGCCGACCUUUCCACUCCCCGCAGCCCAGCCUCGCCAAGGUUCUCCCACGACGAACAGCCUCACCGGAGCUCGAGUACGGCCAGCAGAUACAGUCAGAUUGGCAUGACGCCUCUCCACCCACGCGCUCCCUACGGCUCCAUGCGCUGGGGCAAUCCGAACGCCCUUCUUUACGACCACAGAGAAAACCGCACCAAGACCGCCGUCACGGCAGUGUACCGCGGAACUCGUAAGAACGGUAACGCCACCAUGCUUAGGUCUUACGAUUCCCGGGCCGAACUAGCACCCGAUUUCGACUGCACUAUUUGGCAAGCCGGCCGCGCAACUUCCGCGACUGGCCUCGCCUUCAAGCCCAUCCAAAUCGGGCAAUCCGUCUUCAUCGACGAGGGCGCCGGAAAGUACAACCCUGCUCCCCAGGUACUUGAUGAGGCUGUGUGCAAUGAGUGGCCUGGACGAGAGGUCGGAGUGUUUGUCAGCAUCGGCACGGGAAAGAGGCCGCCGGGAACCAGCAGCCAGCAGCAUCUUUGGUGGGAAGGCUUCGUUGGACACGGCAUGGGAGACUUUGCUGAGGCUCGGAGGCGCCUGAUCUCCAAGAUUGAAGGCUGCGAGGACACGCACAAGUACAUGAUCAAGGAGCACCUGAGCAGGCGCGGCGUCAACAUGCAGAAUUACUACCGCCUGAACGUGGAAGUGGGUGUCGGAGAAUUCGGUAUGAACGAGUGGAGCCGGCUUGCAGAGAUCAGCACCAACACCCGGAUGUACCUGGCCAGGCCCGACGUGCAGGGCAUCAACUUGGACGCAGCCUGCAAAAUGGCCAAGAUUUACAAGGCGAAGAGUCGUUGGGAGCGCCAGCUGCGUGGCGUGAAGGAGGACGCAUUAGACGGCGGAAAACCAGAAAAACACCUGCCAAAUCUGCCCUCGCCGCCUACGAACAUCAUGGCCGUCGAGCUCCCCGCCGAGGACGUGGUACUUCCCCCGCAGCCGCUUUCUCCGAGACAGCGUCCGCAAUCAGAACAAUUCCUCUCGCCCAUGAACUUCCAGCACCUCUCGAUCGACGAGAAAAUCCCCGCUCCCAUCGUGGACGACGACGACUACGCCGACUUCCCCAUUCCCGUCGACAGCGAACCCGAGGCGCGACACUCGGUCGAGCUGCAUUCGCCCCACCGCAGCUCCAACGGCUCGUUCGUGCCCUCGCCGCGCCGGAGCGCCGAGAAUGGCAGGCACACGCCGCCUCCUCUCCCGCCAAAGACCCCGCUACCAUAUCCGGAUCGCGACGGCAUGGGCAGCCUCCCGGGCAGCCCGACCGCGGCGAUGCCGGUGCAACGCCCGCCUAGCCGCGCUCCUGGCGGCUUCCUGCCGUAUCCAGACACGGACGGCCCGCCGCCGAUGGUGAACAUGGCGCGGAAGCCAGAGUACGGGGUCAGGUGA
Molecule: messenger RNA, 1893 nt
Organism: Aplosporella prunicola CBS 121167
Lineage: Eukaryota; Fungi; Ascomycota; Dothideomycetes; Botryosphaeriales; Aplosporellaceae
Exons: 3
Coding region: 1-1893 (630 amino acids)
Biological process (GO): arachidonate metabolic process
Cellular component (GO): membrane
Source: RefSeq, a predicted model, not a curated record